CAAGAAAAUCAUCAAAACCAAUAGCAACCUUUAAGAAGUUCAACCAUUUUCUUCACCUUCUGCUGUUGAUUCUUUCAAUUACACAACAGAAACCUUAAUUAUCAGUCAUCAAACAUGCAGACUUCAUCACUUCUGAGUCAGCUAGUUGUUGGAACUUCAGUAACACAUGGUCAGCUUCAAAAGCCAGUUAACAGAUUAACUGGUCCUGCAACUCAAUGUCAAUGUUCAACUUCAACAUCAAAGCAAAUGAGACUGAGGACAAAUAUAUCUGAAACUGUGAAGAGAAAGAUAAGCUUAGGGGCUCGCAUUCUUCGAGUUGGAGGAGUCGAAAAAGUGUUUCAGCAAUUUUUUACUAUUGAAGAAGGAGAAAAGCUUUUGAAAGUUUCUCAGUGUUAUCUGUCUACCACAUCUGGUCCUCUAGCAGGUUUUCUAUUCAUCUCCACCUACAAGGUUGCCUUUUGCAGUGAGAGAACAGUGAAAGUUUUUACUCAGAAUGGUAACAUGUUGAGGAUCCGUUAUAAGGUUGUUAUUCCAUUGAAGAAGAUCAAAUCCAUGAACCAAACUGAAAAAAUGCAGAAGCCAAGACAGAAGUACAUUGAGAUUGUCACAGAAGACAACUUCGAAUUCUGGUUGAUGGGUGUCUUAAAGUAUCACAAGACUUUCCAAUAUCUUCAGGAGGCAGUUUCUCAGGCUUAACUAUACUGGCUAGCAAAAUCCAGAAUCUGAACUCAAAGAAACAAACAAAAGUUUGGCAGUUAUGAUCGAAGAUACUGAGUUUUAUGAUAAAAGAGAUUUCAGUUCAUUGUAAAUAUUCCUCUUACAUUUGACCUUCAAUCACAGUGAAUGGAUGUGGUAUGUUAGAAACCAGUGAAGGAAGAUUACAGUAUAGGAGUAGAAAUUAAAGAGAAAACACUUGAAAAAAUGGAACAAAACUGCUAGCUGCCAAAUUGUAUGAAUUUGUA
This is a messenger RNA of Vigna umbellata (rice bean), 962 nucleotides long. RefSeq names its product GEM-like protein 4. The record is from RefSeq and is a predicted model, not a curated record. Lineage: Eukaryota; Viridiplantae; Streptophyta; Magnoliopsida; Fabales; Fabaceae.